Dermatophagoides farinae (American house dust mite) is the source of this 1221-nucleotide messenger RNA. RefSeq lists its product as uncharacterized. The record is from RefSeq and is a predicted model, not a curated record. NCBI's taxonomy places the organism in Eukaryota, Metazoa, Arthropoda, Arachnida, Sarcoptiformes, Pyroglyphidae. Gene Ontology annotation, biological process: regulation of tube size, open tracheal system; septate junction assembly. Gene Ontology annotation, cellular component: membrane; septate junction.
UUCCUUUUCCGGUCAAAAAAAAAUUAUAUAAAUCAAAUAUUGAACCAAGGGCGUUGUGUUUUUUGUUUCAUAUAAAAAUGCUAAAAAAUUCAUCAUACACAACAUAGAAAAAUUAGAAUCCAAUUGAAAGAUGAAUAAUGAACAACACAAGGUAUUCAUAUAAACAAUUAACAUCGAGCGCGAGCAGGUUUGAUGUUCUAUAUGUGUGUGUUUGUUGUUGUUGUUGUUAGUGUUUUCAUUCGAAGAAUCACUACCUCUCUCUCCACGGCAACGUUCAACCUGCUACUGCUGCAUCUGUUAUGUUGUGAUUAUAAGUUGUUUUCCUAUUAUAAAAAUUGUUCAUUUUACAUUUCGAAUUUUGUUUAUGUGAAAAAUUUUUGUUUGAAUUAUUAUUACACGAGUUAUAAUGACAAUUACAAACGGUUAUCGUAGUGAUUAUGAUUAUGGUCAUGAUGAUACUGAUGAUACUAUGGAUCGUGCCGAUGGUAUUGGUUGGGGUAUUAUCCGAAAACGAAAACGAAUGUCUGAUGCAAGAAUUGUUGCCAUUGCAGCAACAACGAUAACAGCCAUUUCCGCAUUUAUUGCUUUUUUUAGCCAAUAUUGGCUUGCAUCUGAACGACGAUUAUAUGGAGCAAAAUUUGUACGCCUUGGUCUUUGGGCUACCUGUUUUCGUAGCUAUGUUAGUCCAGAAGAUUAUGAAAUGAGUAAAUAUUAUGCCGGCUGUCGUUGGAUUUUUGCUGAAGAAUAUCAGAAUAUCAAACAUAUUCUUAUGCCGGGAUUUUUUAUCGCAACACAAGCAUUAUAUACAAUUGGAUUUGUUUUCUUGCUAAUGGCAUGCAUCUGCGUUUUGGCCAUACAAUUAUGUUUUAUAAUUGAAAAAGAAAUUCUUGCAAUGAAACUUUUAUCAUCUGUCAUGUUUCUAUCUGCAUUAUUCACAACAUUAGCCGUCAUUAUAUUUGGUAUACGUGGUGAUGAUCGUGAUUGGAUGCCUGAUCAUGAACAUAAUUUUCUUUCAUGGUCAUUUGGUUUUGCUGUUGUUGGUGCAUUCUUUUCCUGGAUGGCAUCGGCAAUGUUUUGGGCUGAAAGUCGUAUUCUUUUUAAAAAAGAAUUGAAAAAACGACAAGAAAUUUAUAAUAUGGAAGGAAAUAAACAUGUUCAUCAUCAUCAUCAUCAUCAGCAACAAUAACAACAACAACGACAAGAUAAUCAAGACCAAAAAAA